Messenger RNA from Lymnaea stagnalis (great pond snail), 471 nucleotides. NCBI's taxonomy places the organism in Eukaryota, Metazoa, Mollusca, Gastropoda, Lymnaeidae. The record is from the annotation of a GenBank genome assembly.
CUGGCGAAAGAAAUCUCCGAGCGCGACUACCACGAUUUGCUGGUGAUCUCGGUCCUCAAGGGCUCCUUCGUCUUUGCCGCCGACCUGAUCCGUGCCAUGCACGAUGUCGACCUGUCGCCGGAGGUCGAGUUCAUCUUCAUCUCCAGUUACGGCGCCGGCACGACCAGCGGCGAGGUCAAGGUGCUGCGCGACAUCGACAACGAGGUCGCGGGCCGUGACGUGCUGUUGAUCGACGACAUCCUGGAGUCUGGCAAGACGCUGUCCUACACGCGUGAUCUGAUGAUCCGGCGCGGCGCCAAAAGCUGCUCCAUCGCCGUGUUGCUCGACAAGCGGACGCGUCGGCAGGUCAAGCUCGACGCCGAUUUCGUCGGCUUCGACUGCCCCGACUAUUUCGUCGUCGGCUACGGCAUGGACGUAGCGCAUGCCUUUCGCGAACUGCCGUUCGUGGGCGUGGUGAAGGGUGAUGCGUGA